GAUCGGUUAUCCACUUAUCCCCCACAUGCUCACGCGGGUCACACGCGUCACGGUACCCGAGUAGCAACACGGCCGGGCCGGCAGUCCGGCACACACCGACACCGACCGUCGCCUUCGCCGUUACCUCCGCCGCCGUUGCGUUUCAGUUUCGCCGCGCCGCCGUUAUCCGUACUAAUACUAUUGUUGUAGUGGUGUUGUUGAGGAGUGCCGACGACGAUUCCGCGUCCGCGUCGUCGUCAGCUGUGUUUGUCGCGGCUGUCGACCCUCGUCGACGGUAGUGUUAUUAUUACUACAAUAAUAAUUUCUACGUAUAACCAUCUUCGUACACAAGUUAUUAUUAUUACCCGGUAAACGUAUUGUUACCCUAUAGAAGUGUCGCCCGCUCGUCUUCGGUUCGUCUCGAGUUCUAGCGGUCCACCGGCCAUUCAAUACCUUAUUAUAUUGGCUAAUAAACAGUGGUGUGAGCACAAAGUGAGUUUUCGCGGCCGAGUUUUGAAUUCUCGUUCGCUGAUCGGAUCGACGACAACGAUAUUAUCAUCUUGUAAACCUGUACGCGCUUUUGAAUACCUAACUGUCUUGCCGGCCGGAAAACCGCGGGAUUCGCGUAUAGUGUCUACCGCGCUUUGUUGGUCCAGAAUUACUCGCAUCGCCCCGUCCCCGCGUGCCUGGUGCAAACCGUCGACGGCACGAAUAAUCGAAGCUUUAAGGACGUCGGCAUGCGCCCAGUGAACCGAACAGAAAAUCUGGAUUGGAUAUGAUGAUGGAAAAAAUAAAAAUAUAUUUAUAUAUAUAUUGGGUUCUUUACUUGGCUAAGUAAACAUAGGCUUUUCGCAAACUUAUUAGUGUAAGAGUGAAAUUUGCUGAUUGUGUCAUACUGUCAUUAACUCUUGAACUUGAAAUACAAUUUACAAAAUAUCUCAGCAAUCAUAUAAUGACGCCAGAAAUUCAACUGAAAAUAAUGUGGUCUGAUAAUUUUUUUUUUUGAUUUCAAGGAUUUCCAAACAAAAACUGUUAUAUUUAAUAUAUAUACAUAUAUAUGUAUUUAUAAUGUUCAAUUAAAUCUAUUUUUUUUAAUUUCCAGGAAGCAGAAGCUUUUAUUUUUGUGAUUAAAAUUUCAUAUUGGUUCGACUUCCAUGGUGGUGGUGGGAAUUUGAUGUUUUCAGUUUGUUUCUACUUUCAAUUAUCUAUGUUUCAUCUCUUUUAAUUAUUAUAUAUCUUCUUUUUUUUAAAGAUGGUUAUAACUUACACAUUUACUUGUAGAAAUGAAACUUAGCUGAUAUUAUUCUAAGAGCGGGUACCUAAUGAUGGACGUAAUCUAUGAUGAACAAGGAAAUUUCGAUCAUCAGAUUUUUGUCACCUACAAAUCGCAUAUAACUUAAAUAUGAUUAUUCAAGAUAUCUUUUGCUGAUAAAUUUGAAAAUUAGAUUGGAUUAUGAUAAAGCGUUAAUAUUGCUUUUCAAAUUGAUUUAGUAGCUAAAUAAUAUUUAAUAUUAUCUGUUAUCUACCAUGAGCGUUAAUGUUGGUCUUGAAGACUCUUAUCAAAAUAGUCACAAUGGUGCUUUUCAAUCUUGUAGACCCAUUAAAGCUCUGAUGAUGUAUGUACAACGUAGAAAUUCAAUAAUGGGGACUGAAACAUGUGACAACAAUAUUAGGAUGCCCUCAAAUAGUUGGUCUGAUAGUACAUCGCAAAAUAUACAUCUCAAAUUAACAUGCCAAGGAACAUAUCUUAAAGAUACAACUACAUGGUCAGAUAUGCAAUACGAAGCGGAAGAUACAGUUAGUGAAACAAAAUAUUAUUACCCAAAAAAGAGGUUUUUGGAAAAAGCUGAAAUGGAAGCAGAUCAAAUUGAUAUGGCAGAAAGAAAUUUAUCUACUCGAAAUCAAUCUCCAACUAACCAUUUAGGAGUAUCUACUAAGUGUUUAAAAGAGACUAUUCUGCAAUGUCGUAAUGCUUUCAAGGAUGAUCCCAAAAAGCCUAAUACUGAAGCAUCCGAGUUCCUACAGCGUACUUUUGGUGAUGUUACCAAGAAUAAUAAUAUAGACACUGAGGAAAAUAUGAAUCUCUGUGUUCAAACUGCUCAAAAUCAAAAGACUGAACCAUAUUAUCGGUCUGGGUACAAAAAAUUCACUUUAAGACGUAAUGAAGAAGACUCAAAUGAUUCAAACGUUAUAGAAACUCCUACAGUGGUUGAACAGUUACCAGUUAACUUAAGUGAACAAAUUGAAGUAAAUGAACCAAGAGGAAGAAUAAAUAGGGCUUGUAAAGGAGUACGUUACCAACAAUUCAUGAACGAUACAUUAUCAAAACGUCAAAAUAAAAAAAUGGGACCAAAAAAGUUAGUAAGCACUGGUGAUACUGUUACAAAACGUCGCAAGGGUAAGAAAAAUAACAUUAAAGAAGAAAAUAAUCAAGCUCCUGACAUAAAUUCAUUACCUAUUCAAUCUCGUCGUGAAACAAGAAAUAGUGCCAAAGUAGCUGCACUGCGCAAAUUAAAAGAAAAUAGUGACGAAAUAAUUGAAGAUAAUAAAAGAAAACUGAUUUCUGAUGAUAUAACUAAAGAACUAGAUUCCACCUCAAUUAUGGUAGUUCCUAAAAAACGUUUCAGAACAAAUGAAAAUGACAAUAAAUGUGAAAUUGCUGAGGAACCAAAAAGACUGCCAUCACCAAUAUCUUCAGAAACUAGUUCCAGUAGAUUGUCAAGUCCAGAAUCCAGCGCCAGUAGUACCUCUACACAUGUUCACUAUAAAAAGCGUGUAUCGCGAACAUUUGCUGAAAGUCAAAGUAAUACAAAUUCAACUUCGUCUGACUCCAAUGUCAACUUACAAACUUUGGCAGAUGUUGCCUUGCGAGGUAUUCCACUUUGAUUAUCGAUUAACAAUUAUUACCAGAACUAAAAAAAUACAUACCUGAAAAGUGGUUCAGUAGAAGAUUGAUAUUCUCACUGGCCAUCAUUUUUAAAUAAAAACACUACCAAUUAUUUGUUAAACAAAUUUUAGAUAAAUUGAUUUGCAAUUAGAAAUUUGUAUGAUUUAAUUCUAUUGUAAUUUGUUGGACAAAAAAACGGGCCAAAAUAUAUAUUUUAAGUCCAUUUAUAUUACACUUAACAAUUUUAGUACAAUUUUCUUGUUUCUCUUAAUAAGUUAUAUUUUUAUUUGUUUUUUCUUAACUAUUUUUUUUAACCAUUGCCUACCUAAAUAAUAAUUUUAUAUAUUGCUCAAAAAUAUGAUUGUGUAUAAAAACAAAGCAACUGUUAAAAUUGUAUGUGUUAUAUUUCAAAUGUUAUUAUGCUCAAAGUUUUAGUUAAUUCAUUUUAUUCUUUUUACUAUUAAAUAGUAUGUAAAUGUAGCAGUAUCUUUUUAAAAAUCCUGUCUAUCUUGUUAAGCUAAAUUAAGAUCUGUGUAAAUUAUGAUGAAGAUCAGUCAUUCCUAUUUGUAUUACUAUAAUAUAGUAUAUUAUACACUUUCUAUAAUAUUUUCUCAAAGUUGUGUCUAAAUUAUUUUUUUAACUCAAACUUUCAAUUAUUUACAAGCACCUUAAAAUUUGUUUUUAAUUAAUCCACGCAUUAAUAUUUUUAAUGUACAUAAUAUUGAUCUCGAAUUAUGUAUUCCAUUAAAUUUACAUAAAUUGUUAGGCAUGUUUGAAUAUUACCCAAAGUACUAGACAAUUUAUAUGUUUAAAUUAAAUGAGCAAAUAAAUUCCUUUAGAUGAAAUGGUCACUGCCAUCAGUAACGUAUUAUAUUUUUCUUUUAAAAAAAAACUUGAUACUUAUUAAAUGUUUCUUUUUUCUCCAUAAUUCGUAAAGAUUUUUAUUUUCAUUUUAACAAACAAUUUAUUUUAAAUAUAACUUCAAGCUUUUUGUUUUCUCAAUCAUUUUUGUUAGUUACCUCUACAUCAAUGUUUAGAAUUACCAUUACCAAACAUGUCAAUUAUAGAGUUACAAGUUCCUUUUUUUUUUUUUUUUUUAGCCAACCAAUUGUUUUUAGUUAUUUUUAUUAAUUUUGUUUGCAAAUCAAAGGAUAUUAGCAGUAUUUGUUUCUUGUUAAAUGUUAUAUUUAAGUUAAAUCUACAUUUAAUAAAUAUCUUAAAUGUCUUUUAGUUCUAAAAUGUAUUAUUAAGAAAAAAAUACCUAAGCAAUACUAUUGUUCCAUAGUAUAAAUUAAUUAUGUUUUAAUUAUUAUUAUUAUUGAAUUAUAACUAAUUGCUUUGUCUAUCAUAUUGUACAUUUUGUAUUAUGACCAAAUGGAUAAUAGUUAUAUUAUCAAAAAAAAAAUGGUCAAUUUGUACUGAUUAAGUUUGACCAAAGUGAAACACCACCCUACUUGCGAUGGGUUUUAUUGCAAUUAAUAAAUGUUGUGUUUAAUUUGUUCA
This is a messenger RNA of Rhopalosiphum padi (bird cherry-oat aphid), 4369 nucleotides long. RefSeq lists its product as uncharacterized. The coding region runs from base 1507 to 2865 and encodes 452 amino acids. Lineage: Eukaryota; Metazoa; Arthropoda; Insecta; Hemiptera; Aphididae. The transcript is spliced from 11 exons. The record is from RefSeq and is a predicted model, not a curated record.